This is a messenger RNA of Rhipicephalus sanguineus (brown dog tick), 5830 nucleotides long. RefSeq names its product band 4.1-like protein 5. The record is from RefSeq and is a predicted model, not a curated record. NCBI's taxonomy places the organism in Eukaryota, Metazoa, Arthropoda, Arachnida, Ixodida, Ixodidae. Gene Ontology annotation, cellular component: cytoskeleton. The transcript is spliced from 17 exons.
AGGCAAGCUGGUUUGUUGCCGAAGCGCCGCAAGCGCCGUCUCCGGCGGAAAACGGCACCAACGCAGGUAGCGAGCAGUCGCUGCCGCCGCCGCCGCCGUGGUUGCCUUGGGGUGGAGUGUGUUGCGUGCGUUCGGCUCCGGAUGGGGUCACGGUGCUGCUGUUGUUGUGGUGCUUCCCGUGUCUUGGUGGUGCGCUCGUUCGGAUGACCAACGCUGGGCCAACGUGCCGACGCCGGUUGUGAUAUGUGCGCUCUCGAUGUGUGGCUAGGAAGAGUGCGACGACGACGAGCCGUUGGAUACCUGCGCGCCACGACAUGUUCCGCUUUCUGAGCAAGCGCUGGAGUCGGCAAGCCAGGGCCGACAAGGCGGGCGCUCCGUCUCCCAAGAAUGUGUUGCCCUGCAAAGUGGUCUUACUGGACGGCACUGACCUUAGCGUCGACGUCCCGAAAAAAGCCCUUGGAUCAGUGCUUUUAGAACAAGUGUUUUAUCAUAUUGACUUGAUUGAGAAAGAUUACUUCGGAUUACAGUUCACGGAUCCGUUCCACGUACAGCACUGGCUCGAUGUCACGAAACAAGUUCGGAAGCAAGUCAAGAUUGGGCCACCGUACACGUUGCAUUUAAAAGUGAAGUUCUACUCUUCUGAGCCAAACACUCUGCGUGAAGAGCUGACAAGGUAUUUAUUCUUCCUGCAACUGAAGCAGGACGUCCUCUCUGGGAGGCUGCCGUGCAGUUACCAGACGGCAGUCGAACUGAGCGCCUAUGCUCUGCAGUCUGAAUUGGGUGACUAUGACCCCGAGCAACAUACUCCAGAGUUUGUCUCCGAGUUUAGGUUCACGGAAGACCAGACCGAAGAUAUGGAACUAGACAUCAUCAAUGCAUUUAAAGAGCUGAAGGGUCAGACACCUGCUCAGGCUGAGAUGAACUACCUGAGCAAGGUUAAGUGGCUUGAAAUGUAUGGAGUUGACAUGCAUACUGUAAUGGGGAAAGAUGGCCAGGAAUACUCGCUGGGCCUCACUCCAACUGGCAUUCUAGUCUUUGAGAAGCAAACCAAGAUUGGCCUCUUCUUCUGGCCGAAGAUUACGCGGCUCGACUUUAAGAGCAAGAAACUGACGCUUGUGGUUGUGGAGGAUGACGAUGAGGGUCGUGAGCAAGAACACACAUUUGUGUUCCGCCUUUACAACCCCAAGGCAGCGAAGCACCUGUGGAAGUGUGCUGUAGAGCACCAUGCUUUCUUCCGGCUCAAGGAGACCAUGAGGGGGCCAAACACACGGCAGAAUUUCUUCCGCAUGGGCUCCCGUUUUCGAUACAGUGGGCGUACAGAAUUCCAAGCCACGCAGAAGAACCGUACAAGGCGCACUGUGCAGUUUGAGCGGCGCCCCAGCCAGCGAUACUCGAGGCGCACCACUAGAGAAAGUCGUCAUCGAGCAUCGCUUCCAAACUGUGUGGCCCUCAAUGCUGUAGACCCAGAAAACAGUGUAGAGGUGGCCCCAGUAGCACCACUGGAUUUAACAGUGGGACCACUGCUAAUUGAGAACAUGUAACAGAUGAUGUGCAAUCUGCCAGUCCCUGUUGUAGCUACUGGAGAGGCAGAAAACAGGCUGGACACCCUCAUUCGUUCCCUUGCCAAGGAAACAAGCUCAGCAUCAGACACCAGAAAUGACCUGACUGUCUACAAGAAAGGCGACAUUCCUGCAGACCCAGAACCAGAUGCUGAGGAGCUGAGCAGGAGGCUAAAGGCCCUGGACAGUAGCUGCAGUGGAAGUGGGACCAGCUGCAGCAGAAGCAAUAGCAACAGGAGCAACAGCAACAGCUCCGCAGGAAUGAGUGGUGUUGGUGGCAAGGACUGCUGUGCAGCUGGCACUGUCACUGUGGUUUCAUGUGGUGUCAAAAACAACCAGGCCAAGGCUGGUACAAGCAGUGGGAUGCCCAAGCCAAUACCACCUGACCAGAUGAAGUGCAACAUCCUCAAGGCCAAGGCGGAAGAAGACAAGCGUAGGGUGCCAAGUCUAGGAGUUGUUGGGGAAAAAGUGCCGUUGCUUUUAUCGGACGAUGAAGACGGAAAGCCACUUAUGGCAGAAAAGUACAAGACUGUCAUUCAUGUGAAUGGUGAAUCCAGUGAGUUUACUGGAGCCAAAGCAUCUGUGAAUAGAGAAAAGACAAGACACUGUGAUACGAAGGAUCUCUUGGCCGAUAGUACUGCUGUCCUCAGCAAUGGACAUGCUGGCGACCUAGUGGCUGCACUGCCACAGGGGUCGUCUGCCGGCAGUGGCGCCGCCAGCGCCGCAGGCGGCUGUAGCCCGCUGCCGGCAUGCGCGCACCAGCAGGCACCACGUGCCAGCAGCCCCGAUUCCUCGCAGCUACUCAUUCAGUUUGAUAGCGAGGACGAGGAAACGCUGCCGCCAGCUGGCUGCAAGGCUGACCACCCCGCACUGCUGCUUAACAACAGCAAUCACAGCAAUCCCCCUCCCAACACCCCACUCCUGCCAUCCAAGAAACCCCUUAGUGCACCCGCUGAACAUGCCCUUCCUCCUCCCACUGCUACCCUUGAGCCAGCACUGCCAUCACCGCCGCCGCCACCACCACCACCACCACCACCACCAUCUCCCCCGACACUCCCCAAAAAGAGCUUGGAUGGUGUGGUGCUUACUGAGACAUCUUUUGCCGGGGCGAAUCCCGUCACGCGCUCCCUUUCCUCUGCCACGCAUCCACGUGUCAGCAACGGUGGGAUCGCCGCACCCGUGGUGGUCAAGCGUACGCUGUCCAACUGCACAUCGAGCCAGCUUUCGCCGUGGCAUGUUGGCUCAGCCGAUGCUCCCGCCCCCAAACGGCAGGUUGAGAGGCGCACCAUCAUGACCACGGAGCUUUGACUGGAGGAGGGCCGUGUCCUUUUUUACUGAUUUUUAGUGCCACGGCCACUCUUGGUCGGGCUAGUGUGACGUGUACUGCCACUACAUUGCUGCACUGUGGGACCAGUGAAAUUGUAGAAGCUCGUAGUAGUUGGCACCACGUGCCUAGCUGCCAUGUACUUUUUGUUCUUAGUGAUUGCAUAACUGUCUCGUUUACAUACGCUGUUGCAUUACACGAUGAGCGUAACUGCACGUGUUGACUUGUCGGGCUGCAAUUUCUUGUGGCACAUAUGUGCCAGUGUUUCUUUCUCUCUUUUCUGUAAACAACUGCUCUUGCUAUGGCAUUGUAUGUUCCUCAUAGUCUUCAUAAUGUAGCCAACGGCUUUUCCAGCAGUUUCGUUUCAACAUAUAAAAUGUUCUGCAUAGUCCUUACUUGGGACAAGAGCUGCAGCUGCCAAUCAAGCCAACAUUAGUAAAGCUAUAAGAGUGCCUUUUAGCUUUACAUCUUUGUGGGGCCAUCAGCGCUGGCCUGCCUUCACAUGUGGUUGGUUGCUUACGUUAACACUUGCAGAUUUUUCACUUCAUGCCAGUUUAGUUAACACAUCUUCUGCUUGAACAAUGGGACAUUGUACUGGGGCAGCGUAAUGGCAGCAGCUGCAAUUCAUGCCUGUAUAUUUAGCAUCGCCUGCAGUCUUGACAUCCAAAAUGCCGAGAUAAGAUGUUUUGGCUGAGGAUCGCCUUUGCAUGGACAAUCUCGCACGUGCAUGUGUUUCCAGUGUGCCUGCCUCACCAAUCUUGCCUUAUUUCAUUCAGGAUGGGUCAUAAAACGAUGCAUUGUACCGUAGAGAUGCAGUAGCUGCAAGCAAAUCAAUGAGUCUUUUUUCAAGCAUUUUUGUGUUCAAGUAUCUGGGACAUAGCUUUUGAUGGUCGAUAGACUCUUAUUAUGAUACGGCUUGUAGCACAGGAGAGGCUGUGUGAAGGUUCGUUUUUUUUUUUCCAUUAACUUAGGGCAGCUAUUAAAGGGAUUUAGAUGUGUGGUUGGUGACGAUAAUGAUUUGCUUCAUCAGGCAUGGUUCUUCUAGAAUGUACAGUCGAGUUCAGUAUGAACUGCAAUACAGUGCGACGUUCUUUUGUGGUUCCGUAAUUUGGCCGCAUUCUUUCUUCGAAUAGUUGUACUAUGUAAUGCCAUUGCACCUGCCAACUUUUUACCCUCUUAUGGAUGUACACCCUUCUUUUAAAUGUUGAAAUUAUAUACUGAUCAGAAUCGUGGUUGUGAUCGUUGUUUUGCUUCUAGUUUUUAUUUUCGCUACAUCUGUCUUGGUUCCAGGUGCCAGCGGAUUCUGCUAACGACUUGCGUUUGUACAGUGCCACCUGUCUUACUUCUGUACUUCUUUUACACGACUGUUAGAUAUUUUUGGAAGGUUCUUUUAUGUAGAAGAUAUUUUAGCGAAUAUUUGGUGUUGUGCAAGAUGAGAAAGAUGAUUUUGACAGUUUACAAACUGUAUAUGACGUGUUUGAAGGACUCUGCUAUGACUCUUGUACUGUGGUUUUCUAGUUCUUUGCAAAUGGUUAAAGUGACUGUUUUUUUUGGUUUUUUUUUUAGCAACUCGCACAUUUGACAGAGUUGGAAAGAAAGCCUGUUAGAGACUGCACAAUAUUGUAAUAAGGUUCAUGACUCAAGCCACCUGCAAGGACAACAUUUCGUUGGGCUUGCUUCAGUAAACUGCUGUAGUCAUUUUCAGAAGUUUGAGUAAAUGCCUAGGUGACUUUCAAGGAUUAGUCACUUAAUCGAAUUGACUACCGACUUGUCAUCAAGAUAAUUAUUGCAAACGGAUUACAGUUAGGUUAUUGUGUUAUGUUUGUGAAUAUUUCGAAGAAGCAAUGGUAAGUUGCGAGUUUGCAUUGCGUUUGUUUUGUUAAGAUUCGCAUAGGUUUUCAAUGCACUGGGUUUAAAAUAUCUCACACCUCAGCAUUUUUACAGCCUUGCACUUUCGUCAUUGAAAAAUAGUAAACUGCCUGGGCCAUGUAAGUUGUGGUGCAGAGAGGUGAAUGCACUUUGAAGUUGGACUGCAGUCUGCCAUGCUGUAUGUUGCAAUAAUAAUUUUCUUUCCAUUUCGUUUUCCUUUUUCUUGAGCCUGACAAUAAGGGGCCACUUGCAGUGUAAGAGGUGCGGGCAGUGUUGCAACAAACUUUGUCUGCGCAAUCAUAUUACAAAUUUAGCAAUGUCAUUUGGCCCAGUGUUCAUAGUUGUACUAGCCUAUGCCAGGUUUCAGCAAACGUCACAUGUAAAAGGAGAUCGAGUUUGAAAAUCAAUUGCUGCAAAAUCUGGCCUCGAUGCUCAUUUCAGGUUGAUGUGCCUCUAUCUAUGAGCAGAUUUUUUUUACUCUUAAAUUUAUGAUAACCUUUACGAACUAAAAAGUAAGAGUGGAAGUGGCACUAUUAGGCACUACUGGUUGCGGGUGAUAGGUUUAGUGCUGGUUCUGGUAGUUGUUGUCCAGUCAAACGACUUAAUACUUCAGAUUGUAUAUUUGCUCGUUUCAGUUGAUUUUGGAAAGGUUGCUUCCAUUGCUUUUGCCAGCAGUGCACCAGGGCCAUGCGUGGCAAAUGAUGUCCAAGUUUGUAACUAAGGCUGAGCAGUAGUCAUUAUAUGUUUCAAUAAUAACGUAUAAUUAUGUUGUUAAGCGGUAACCUUUCCUACGCUCUAUGAUUUCGUCAAAGUGCAUGGCGUUGUAGUAACCAAGGGUAAUAACUUUCGCUGUUGAAACUAAAGGGGAGACCCUGCUUCUGAAACAUGUUUCUUGUUUUUGAUCGUAUCAUUAUGAAACUUUCACAGCUUAUGUAUUUUUAUGUGCUGAUUUCAAGCAUGCAAUUAUUGUUCUAAUACAAUAUGUAGUUUUGAAACUAUUAAAUGGUUUUUGUAUUGUUAGGAGCAGGCUUUAUUUUUAAACUGUGAGGGUUAUCAAGCAAAUCAGCCUAUCACAAUA